CGCGGGCUCCCACGCCGGCCUCGGUGCCACCCGCCCGCCGCGACCCGGGCGUCUCCUCUCCCUCCGACGCGCCGCGGCGGCCCGGCAUCCGGUUUGCUUGGCGCGGAGAUCUCCCCGAGCCCGCGGGGUGGAGAAAGCGAGGCCAAGCCGGGCGGCCCCCCGGGUGCGCUUCGCGGCGGAGACGCGGGGACGAGACCCGGGGCGGAGCGGCGGAGGGCGGCGCGGGCACUGACGCGAGCCGGGCAGCGCGCUGAGCCAGCCCGCGGAGACGCCCUAGCCGGGUGCACGCGCCGGGCGGAGCGCGCAGGUGGGGCUGCGCUGGCCGCGGUGCGCCCCGCGCCGGUCCCCCGCCGGCCGGAGGAUGGGCGCCGGCGCCCCGGGACCGCGCCCGCCGCUGCUGCCCCCGAGCCCGCCGCGAGCCCGGCGUCCGGCCCGCGCCCCGCGCUCAUGGACGGCGGCUCCCGGCUGGCGGCGGCGCGCCCCCGGGCUGUGAAUGCGACUCGCCCCUCGGCCGCGCUCCCCGCCCGCCCGCCCGCCGGGACGUGGUAGGGGAUGCCCAGCUCCACUGCGAUGGCAGUUGGCGCGCUGUCCAGUUCCCUCCUGGUCACCUGCUGCCUGAUGGUGGCUCUGUGCAGUCCGAGCAUCCCGCUGGAGAAGCUGGCCCAGGCGCCGGAGCAGCCGGGCCAGGAAAAGCGCGAGCACGCGUCUCGGGACGGCCCGGGGCGGGUGAGCGAGCUCGGGCGCCCCGCGAGGGACGAGGGCGGCAGCGGCCGGGACUGGAAGAGCAAGGGCGGCCGGGGGCUCGCCGGCCGGGAGGCGUGGAGCAAGCAGAAACAGGCCUGGGCCGCCCAGGGCGGGGGCGCCAAGGCCGGGGACCUGCAGGGCCGGCCCCGCGGGGACACCCCGCAGGGGGAGCCCCCGGCCGCCGCCCAGGACGCGACCGGCCCGGACCUCGUGCCCACGCCCGAACCGCCCGAGGAGUACGCGUACCCGGACUACCGCGGCAAGGGCUGCGUGGACGAGAGCGGCUUCGUGUACGCCAUCGGGGAGAAGUUCGCGCCGGGCCCCUCGGCCUGCCCGUGCCUGUGCACCGAGGAGGGGCCGCUGUGCGCGCAGCCCGAGUGCCCGCGGCUGCACCCGCGCUGCAUCCACGUCGACACGAGCCAGUGCUGCCCGCAGUGCAAGGAGAGGAAGAACUACUGCGAAUUCCGGGGCAAGACCUACCAGACUCUGGAGGAGUUCGUGGUGUCUCCGUGUGAGCGGUGCCGCUGCGAAGCCAACGGGGAGGUGCUGUGCACCGUGUCGGCGUGUCCUCAGACGGAGUGUGUGGACCCUGUGUACGAGCCUGACCAGUGCUGCCCCAUCUGCAAAAAUGGCCCGAACUGCUUUGCGGAAACAACUGUCAUCCCCGCUGGAAGAGAAGUCAAGACUGACGAAUGUACCAUAUGUCAUUGUACUUAUGAGGAAGGCACGUGGAGGAUCGAGAGACAGGCCAUGUGCACAAGGCAUGAGUGCAGGCAAAUGUAGAAAUGGGACCACACACACACACACAAAAACAAAAACAAAAAAAAAAAAACAGACGUUUUUCUAGAACAUUUUACUGAUGGGAACAUUCUAGAUGACUCUGGGGAAUAGCAUUCAACAGAAGACUUUUGAUGAGGAAUACGGAACAUGGUUGGUACUUUUGCGUUUCUUGCUAACAGUUACUGCAAAAGAAGGAAAUGGGUAUAUUUCAAAACAUCCACAAGAACUUUGGGCAUAAACCCCCCCCUAAAUAAAUGUGCUAUUUUCACAGUAAGUAUACCGAAGGACACUAUUCUAUAUUAAAUGUAUUUCUAUAAUCCCUCUAUUAGCUUAUAUAAAUGUUUUCUAUAGAUACAGAUUAAAAAUGCCGUGUUGUCAACC
This is a messenger RNA of Odobenus rosmarus divergens (Pacific walrus), 1905 nucleotides long. RefSeq names its product von Willebrand factor C domain containing 2 (gene VWC2). Gene Ontology annotation, cellular component: AMPA glutamate receptor complex. The record is from RefSeq and is a predicted model, not a curated record. Gene Ontology annotation, biological process: negative regulation of BMP signaling pathway. NCBI's taxonomy places the organism in Eukaryota, Metazoa, Chordata, Mammalia, Carnivora, Odobenidae. Bases 553 to 1527 code for a protein of 324 amino acids. Gene Ontology annotation, molecular function: protein binding. The transcript is spliced from 4 exons.